AUGCAACUCUCAGUCGGAGACGUCUUUAAAUCAAAGAACGAAGCGCAGAAUGCCAUAAGAAUGUAUGCAAUAGACAACAGCUUCAACUUUGAGACGACAGAUAGUACCCCGAAAAAGUACACAAUUCAGUGCAAGGAAAGAAGAACCCACGGAUGCGAAGCCGUCAUAACUGCAGCUCUCCGGAAGAAAGAUAACAUGUUCGUGAUAAAGAAGCUGAAAAACAUCCACAAUUGCCCCCAGCAGUCCACAGUAAACCUGCAAUCUUCAAGCAGAUACAUCGCAGACGAGAUCCGAGAGAUGCAGGACAUACAGGAGACAAGAAUAGGCCAGAUCAUCAACAGAAUAUCGACGAGAAGAGGCAUAAAAAUAGGAUACUACGCCGCCUGGAAGGCUAAAAAGAACGUUCUCAACGACGAAAUAGACGAAGAACUCGCCCAGGAGGAGUGCCUUCUCUCCGUCGUAGAUGAAAAUAAACACAUAAACCCAGACGACACAGCUGUGCUUAUGAACAUGAAGAGCGAAAUAAAAAAGUGGAGAAAUAAGAAGCCCGUAGAAGAGACAGGAUGCAUCAGGAAAGUGAUUCGAGCAGUUGGACCCCUCGACACAGCAGGAGACAGACUCGAUACACUUUUCUACGUUAAUAACCUCUCCACGCACGUAUAUAAGUACAGCCGGCAGGUAGUGGAGUUGGUCGCAUACGAGAGAUAUAAUGAGCUCAGAGAACACGCAGGAUACGCAUAUUUAGCCACAGGAUACGAUGCUUUCGAUACUCCCUACGUUAUAAGCAUGUGCUACGUCCCAGAGUACUGCCCAAAGAAGGAGGGAUGGAUCGUAUUCGUCAGAGAAGUCCUGAAGUUCAUCGAGGCAGGAGUCCUCCUCAUAAACUGGGAGGGAUGCCACGCAACAAUCCAGGAGAUUGAAGGACUCAUCAGAGAGAAGAACGGAGAACAGAUAAAAGUCUCACCCUUCGAUGAAAUUGCAUGGAGUGGACACUUUGACAUCGAAGAGGCAAUCAGGAGAGGAGCAGUAGAAGCCCCGGGAGAAGGACAGAAGGCAGGCGUUCGACUCUUCCUGAGGAGCAGAUCUCUUUGCAGGGAAGUCUUUGCAACACAUCCUUCCCCGAGUGCGAUAGGUCUCGUUUGGUCGCUUUGUAAUAGCCCAGACCUCGCAACUUUUCAGGUUUACUAUAAGAAGGUGAAGGCCCUGAACGUACCCUCCCUUCUUUCCCUCCUCUCCUCACUCCCAACCCACCUUUGGGCGAAGUACCUCUGCAUCUUCCCAACGUAUAAUAAGAAUAACGCAAUUCCCCAGGAGAUAGACGGAGUUUUCAGUAUGCUCACACUCUCCCCGAUAGAUGCACUCUGCAUGGUUAUUAAGAUCAUCACAGAUAACGCCCUCAGGAAGAAGGAGGUCGUGGCACACGCAGAACUCAGCCUGAAGAAGCUCACGGAUAGAGCUAGGUUUGGAGAUAACGUAAACAGAGCAAUCGACAUAAAUAUGGCGAAGGCCCAGGAGUACGAAGUAGACGUCGGAAGAUCCCCAGGAGAACUCUGCAGAAGCUCGUGGAUAGACCCAAGGAAGCUCAGCGAUGAGGAGGAGUACAGGCAGGGAAUUGUCAACGCAGGAAACCUGAAAUUCUACGUGGAUCUGCGCCUGAGAGUCUGCUCCUGCAUGAAGUUCCAGGAGAUGAACUAUCCGUGCUCACACGCUUGCGCCCUUAUCACGAAGGGAGGAGGAUGUGCGAAUGCGUACGUAGAUGAAAUUUACUCCGUGGAUGCGCUUAUGCUCAUGUAUAAGCCGUAUACGACGAGAUGCAUCGUAUCAGAGCCUAUUCGCGGGACGGAGGAGAGGCGGAGGAGUUCGCCCCCUGCACGGUGCACUGCGAGGAAGGGCCUGGGAGAGGCAGAGGACUUCGCAGAGGGAGAUCACAAGGAGAAUAUGGUGAGAUAG
Molecule: messenger RNA, 1950 nt
Organism: Nematocida major
Lineage: Eukaryota; Fungi; Microsporidia
Exons: 1
Coding region: 1-1950 (649 amino acids)
Molecular function (GO): zinc ion binding
Source: RefSeq, a predicted model, not a curated record